AUGAUACUGAGGCCCCCAGCUCUCUGCCGAGUCCCCCCAGCUCUCUCCCGAGUCCCCCCAGCUCUCUCCCGAGUCCCCCCAGCUCUCUCCCGAGUCCCCCCAGCUCUCUCCCGAGUCCCCCAGCUCUCUCCCGAGUCGCUCCCCGAGUCCCCGCUCUAUCCCGAGUCCCCCAGCGCUCUCCCGAGCUCUCUCCCGAGUCCCCCAGCUCUCUCCCGAGUCCCCCAGCUCUCUCCCGAGUCCUCCCAGCUCUCUCCCGAGUCCUCCCAGUCUCCCGAGUCCUCCCAGCUCUCUCCCGAGUCUCCCCCAGCUCUCUCCCGAGUCUCCCAGCUCUCUCCCGAGUCCCCAGCUCUCUCCCGAGUCCCCCAGCUCUUUCCCGAGUCCCCCAGCACUCUCCCGAGUCUCCCAGCUCCCGAGUCCCCCAGCUCUCUCCCGAGUCCCCCAGCUCUCUCCCGAGUCCCCCAGCUCUCUCCCGAGUCCCCCAGCCGAGUCCCCCAGCUCUCCCGAGUCCCCCAGCUCUCUCCCGAGUCCCCCAGCUCUCUCCCGAGUCCCCCAGCUCUCUCCCGAGUCCCCGCCCCAGUCCCCCAGCUCUCUCCCGAGUCCCCCCCAGCAGCUCUCUCCCGAGUCCCCCAGCUCUCUCCCGAGUCCCCCAGCUCUCUCCCGAGUCCCCCAGCUCUCUCCCGUCCCCAGUCCCCCAGCAGCUCUCCCGAGUCCCCCAGCUCUCUCCCGAGUCUCCCAGCUCCUCCCAGUCCUCCCAGCUCUCCCGAGUCCUCCCAGCUCUCUCCCGAGUCCCCCAGCUCUCUCCCGAGUCCCCCAGCUCUCUCCCGAGUCUCCCAGCUCUCUCCCGAGUCCUCCCAGCUCUCUCCCGAGUCCCCCAGCUCUCCCGAGUCUCCCAGCUCUCCCGAGUCCCCCAGCUCUCUCCCGAGUCCCCCAGCUCUCUCCCGAGUCCCCCAGCUCUCUCCCGAGUCCCCCAGCUCUCUCCCCGAGUCCCCCAGCUCUCCCGAGUCCCCCAGCUCUCUCCGAGUCCCCCAGCUCUCUCCCCCAGCUCUCUCCCGAGUCCCCCAGCUCUCUCCCGAGUCCCCCAGCUCUCUCCCGAGUCCCCCAGCUCUCUCCCGAGUCCCCCAGCUCUCUCCCGAGUCUCCCAGCUCUCUCCCGAGUCCUCCCAGCUCUCUCCCGAGUCUCCCAGCUCUCUCCCGAGUCCCCCAGCUCUCUCCCGAGUCCUCCCAGCUCUCUCCCGAGUCUCCCAGCUCUCUCCCGAGUCUCCCCAGCUCUCCCGAGUCCCCCAGCUCUCCCGAGUCUCCCAGCUCUCUCCCGAGUCCUCCCAGCUCUCUCCCGAGUCCCCCAGCUCUCUCCCGAGUCUCCCCUAUCCCGAGUCCCCCAGCUCUCUCCCGAGUCCCCCAGCUCUCUCCCGAGUCCCCCAGUCCCCCAGCUCUCCAGCUCUCCCCAGCUCUCUCCCGAGUCCCCCAGCUCUCCCGAGUCCCCCAGCUCUCCCGAGUCCCCCAGCUCUCUCCCAGCUCUCUCCCCCCAGCUCUCUCCCGAGUCCCCCAGCUCUCUCCCGAGUCCCCCAGCUCUCACACGCACACUCUCACUCCCACACACACUGUUAUCAUUAUCAGCCUUAUGCCUUGCCAGUCCAUCAGAAUAAAAAAUCAACACAAAAGAAGUGAAGAGACUCAUCCUUUUUAG
Molecule: messenger RNA, 1683 nt
Organism: Oncorhynchus nerka (sockeye salmon)
Lineage: Eukaryota; Metazoa; Chordata; Actinopteri; Salmoniformes; Salmonidae
Product: proline-rich protein 36-like
Exons: 1
Coding region: 1-1683 (560 amino acids)
Source: RefSeq, a predicted model, not a curated record